Messenger RNA from Phanerochaete carnosa HHB-10118-sp, 690 nucleotides. RefSeq lists its product as uncharacterized. Gene Ontology annotation, molecular function: iron ion binding; heme binding; monooxygenase activity. Bases 1 to 690 code for a protein of 229 amino acids. Lineage: Eukaryota; Fungi; Basidiomycota; Agaricomycetes; Polyporales; Phanerochaetaceae. The transcript has 5 exons. The record is from RefSeq and is a predicted model, not a curated record.
AUGGUAUUUUACGACAGGCGUGCUCUAGCUGGAACGGAUACGAUCGUCUCUACGUUUCAGUCUUUCUUCAUCGUCAUAGUGCUCUAUCCCGAAGUUCAAGCGAAAGCGCAACAAACAAUUGACCUCGUCUGCUACGGACGACUGCCCGACUUCUCAGACUUCCACGCACUGCCCUACGUCCAUGCUCUGCUCAAAGAAGUGAUGGGAUGGAACCCUGUCAUCCCUCUGAAUCUCGCGCACGUCUCGACCACAGAUGACGUAUACAACGGGUAUCAUAUCCCGAAGGGCACAUUCGUGCUCGCUAACACCUGGGCAAUUCUGCACGACCCGGAUGUGUAUCCCAACCCCGAGAUCUUCAACCCCGAAUGCUUCCUGCGUACGGGCAGCGCAGGCGGGAUCGAGCUCAACCCGGGCGUGCGAGAUCCAGACGUCGCGACGUUCGGCUUCGGAAGGCGCACUUGCCCCGGCAGGCACCUUGCGUACGAUGCCCUCCGGCUCGCGAUCGCUUCGGUCCUGGCGACGCGCACGAUCUCAAGGGCAAAAGGCGCCGACGGGCGCGAGAUCGUGCCUAAGCUUGAGAACGCCUAUGGAUUUGUGAUCUUCCCGAAACCGUUUGCCUGUGCUAUCCGGCCGCGCUCGGCGGAAUGGCGGGGGGCAGUCCUUGCCACUGCUGAGCAUGAAUACCUAUGA